This is a messenger RNA of Nannizzia gypsea CBS 118893, 1218 nucleotides long. Its product is annotated as U1 small nuclear ribonucleoprotein. Gene Ontology annotation, cellular component: U2-type prespliceosome; precatalytic spliceosome; U1 snRNP. Bases 1 to 1218 code for a protein of 405 amino acids. The transcript has 4 exons. NCBI's taxonomy places the organism in Eukaryota, Fungi, Ascomycota, Eurotiomycetes, Onygenales, Arthrodermataceae. Gene Ontology annotation, biological process: mRNA splicing, via spliceosome. Gene Ontology annotation, molecular function: U1 snRNA binding; mRNA binding. The record is from RefSeq and is a predicted model, not a curated record.
AUGACGGACAAACUCCCUCCAAACCUCCUCGCGCUCUUUGCGCCGCGUCCUCCUCUCCGUUACCUCCAGCCCAUCAGCAGAGCACCCGACGAUGUGAAGUCAAGUACGAUAUCCGGUGUUGCCGGUUACCUCGAUGAGCUGAAGAAGUAUGGAGAGGAAGUCCCUUAUAAUGCAACGGAGAGCUGGCUGCAGCGCAAGGAUAGGCUGAAGAUGGAGAAACAGGAGCAGGCUGCGAAACGUCUAGAAGAAGGUCUUUCAACAUUUAACCCCUCUGAAGAUCCCCAAAUUCGUGGUGACCCUUUCAGAACGUUAUUUGUCUCUAGACUGAGCUAUGAUGUUAAGGAAGCGGAUUUGGAACGGGAAUUUGGCCGGUUCGGUCCUAUAGAAAGGAUUCGGAUCGUGAAAGACACGCAGAACCCUAAUCCAAAGAAACCACAUCGAGGUUAUGCUUUUAUAGUAUACGAGCGUGAAAAGGAUAUGAAGGCUGCCUACAAGGAAACAGAUGGGAUUCGCAUCAAAGAUCGACGUGCUCUUGUCGAUGUCGAGCGUGGACGUACGGUCAAGGGAUGGAAACCACGUCGAUUCGGCGGUGGACUAGGUGGCCGUGGAUAUACCAAAGCGAUGCCCUCAAGACCCAUGGGUCCUGGCGGAUUUGGCCCCCCUUCUGGCCCCGGUGGCUUCCAGGGUGGUUUCCGAGGAUCAAGGGGGGGCUUCCGAGGUGGAUUUAGAGGAGGUGAUCGGCCCUAUGGCGGCCGUGGAGGAGUUGGCUUCCAGGGUGGGCGUAGCGGAUUUGGAGGCCCCUCCAACGGUGCAUCGGGCCAGGCUCCCCCCAACGCUCCUUUGGGCCCUGGUGGAAGCCGGGGCAGUGGUGGCGGUGGGUAUGGUCAGCAAAAUGGUGAUGGCUACGGAGAGAGACGCUAUGAAGAUAGAAGCCGAGGAGGCUCUAGGUACGACAGAUCGGGUGAUCGAGGUGUAACUGGCAGCAACCGAGAACCUGUCAGACCCAGAGCAUAUGGAGAUCGUGACAGAGACAGAGACAGAGACCGUGAGCGUGAUAGAGACCGAGAGAGAGGUGGUCGAAGCGACCGUGAUCGGGAUAGGCCGCGAGACCGAGACCGUGAUAGAGACAGAUACAGCCGGCGUGAUGAUGAUCCUCCGAGAAAGAGACACCACGAUGGGGAUGCAUACGAUGAUCCUAGGACGAAACGAAGAUACUGA